AUGAUUAUAAAAGUUUUUUUUUGGCCAAUCCAAAACACCAAUCAAAGUUUUCAACCAAUUCAAAAUCCCGACCAACAUCAUCAUCUUCCUCAACAGCAACAAAAUUUCAACCAAGAUUAUGAUCAACCGAACUUAGAUCAACAACAAAAAAGUUAUGCUCGGCAAAUUCAACAGCAACGAAUUCAAAAUUACAUCCUUCAAAGUUAUGAACAUUAUAAUCAAAAUAGAAACAACAGAAACCAUAUGAUUACUCCAACUCAAGUUUUAUCACAACAACCACAGAAACAGCGACAAAUACCAUGCGUUAAAGAAAACUCGUCUACGCCAUCACCUACAAUUUACAAUGAUUGCCUAAAUUUAAAUAUUCCUUCGUCCAAUAUUCAUUAUGGCAUCAAUAGUAAUGAUGUUAAUGUCUCUCAUUUAUUAUGUGUUAAAUAUCCCAAAGAUGAAAAAUGGAAACAGAUACUUGAAAAGCUCAAAGAAGAGAACUUGGAGUGUAGAGUUAUUGAAAAAGGACGAUUUGAAGGAGUUUGCAUAUCGUUUGAUAUGUUUUAUAAGCGAUGGGAAAAUUUUUAUAAGUGA
Molecule: messenger RNA, 582 nt
Organism: Entrophospora sp. SA101
Lineage: Eukaryota; Fungi; Glomeromycota; Glomeromycetes; Entrophosporales; Entrophosporaceae
Source: the annotation of a GenBank genome assembly